CUUGCUGGAUAACGCUGUCUGCUCUCCUUUCUGGUUACACUUUUGAUUACUCAACUUAAAAAGACACAUCCGAUGGAAUCAAAGAACAACAAUCUGGUUCUGGGUUUUGUUGUCUUAGCUGUCUUCUUAGUCUCAGGUGUCAAAUCUUGGACUGGUGAGAUUCAUGGAAGAGUUGUCUGUGAUGUUUGUGCUGAUUCUUCCAUUGGCCCCGAAGAUCAUGUUUUGGAAGGUGCUGAGGUUGCUGUUCUUUGCAUCACAAAAUCCGGGGAAGUGGUGAACUAUCAGGCUUUCACAAAUGCUAAGGGGAUAUACACAGUGGCUGAAACAAUGCCUGAGAGUGACCGGUGGGAUGCAUGCUUGGCACGACCUAUCAGUAGUUUCCAUGAUCACUGCAACCAUCUCGGGGAGGGCAGCACCGGAGUCAAGUUCACCUAUAAUCGUCCAUCAGGUUAUUUUCACACUGUCAGACCUUUCAUAUAUCGACCCACAAGUGCCCCGACCUACUGCAUUUAAAAUGUUAGUCAAUGUGUAUGCUUGAGUUGCAAUCAUGGAUGUCUUGAUAUCGAAAAGUGCAUGUUUCUAAUGGUUCAUCUUGUUCUAUGCUGUGGUCUCUGUGACAAGCUAAGAUUAUAUAUGAACAAAGAAUUAUAAGUACCUUUAAUUGA
Durio zibethinus is the source of this 665-nucleotide messenger RNA. NCBI's taxonomy places the organism in Eukaryota, Viridiplantae, Streptophyta, Magnoliopsida, Malvales, Malvaceae. The record is from RefSeq and is a predicted model, not a curated record.